CAUGCAUCCAGUUUCAUGUUUAAAUGCGUGCGUGAAGGUUGGAUUAUUUCGAGAGUGCAAAAGGAGCCCUAGUCCCCCAAAACGAAACGAAACAAGCCACUAAGCGCAGAAGAAGUGGGUCAAAAUUAUUUGAGAACUAAACAAAACAACGCACCGCACCAGCUAGCAAACAUGACCGUUGUUCAAAUCACAACACACACACGCACACGUCAAAAAUAGAGAGGAGAAGAGGAACGAACGCCGCCAAGUUUUUAACAACAUUGAUCAAAAAAACUACCAUAGAUGAUGAGCAAGCGCAGCAAUAACAAGAACAGCAAUAACAACAACAACAACAACACUAGCGCAGCAGCGACAAAAACAACAGAGCAAGAAGCAACACUCAUACACAAACACACAUACAAACAUACCGCACACACUCACACACACAUUUACAGAGACGAGGAGGCAUGAUUAUUAUGUUGUGUUUUUAGUCGAAUGUAUCUUUUAGUCGGGAAAAGGAAUACACGAAUGUCGGAGUCGCAACGGGCCACAAACGAAUUACGCAUGAAGAGAUCUCUCCUCGGUCUUGCCUUCUUGGUACACAACACAAGAAUCUCGCAUUUUCGAAACGCACCAAAUAAAUAAAACAUAAAAAUAAUAAAGAAAAACAGCCAAAACGAAAAUCAUCAUCAACUCAACUCGUAAAUCAAUAAAUUUUGUAUUCACAAAAAUAAUCAAACAAUACGAGAAGAACAAACAACUAAAACUAAAUUCGUAAAAUCCAUGAAUGAAUAUGUAUGUGUGUGAUUGUGUGUAUUUACAAGAAACUAUAUAAACUUUAAAAGAUAAACAAUAAAAAAAAUACAAGCAAGAACGGAAUCGACAACGAUAUUUUCAGCAAAAGGCAACGCCACUUUAAACAUCAUUUCAUUGAAAGUGUGCAGUUGCGUGCGGCUUGCAUGAGGCUGCUAAAAAAGCUUGAAAGUGUCUCAUUGACUGCCAAAGGCAACAACGCCGCAAACGAAGUUGCUGCAACAAACGUGAUCUCAACAAUCUUCUUAUGAUGGAACUCUUGUCAAACAAUUCGGUUCCGCAACAAAUGGCCAGCAGCAAUGCGCCCAGCGCCUCCAAUGUUGCAGCGGUGAAUGCUGCAUCGAAUGUUGUCGGUGUCGGUGUCGGUGCCAAUGGCAGCGUCAACGUUGGCGUCAUCAAUGGUGGCGGCAGCGGCGGUGGCAGCGGCAGUGGCAGCAUCAGCAGCAAUGCCAGCAACUCAUCCGAACGCCUCCUCGCCGGCAUCCUCGAGUCAUUUCCCUCCUGGGAUCUCAAUGUCGGUCUAAUGCCCAAUGUGGGACAAAAUAAUGGCUCGCCGCCACGCACUGAUUUCUUUAUCAACAAUUUCCUGGGCGGUUUGGAUACACAUGGCGAUUUUAGCAUUGGCCCCAUUGGCAGUGGCUCAUCGCGCAAUCCCAAAAUGUCACCGGAAUCUUCAAACAACUCGAGCAUCAGCUGCGGCUGGUGUGAGGUUAGCGCCUCGAUACGUUGCCUCGAAUGCAACGAGUUCAUGUGCAACGAUUGCCUGCGCGAGCAUCGCAACAGUCCACUAUCCUCGAACCAUUCAAUUGUCUCACUGCCCACGCCCAUUGGCGCCUCACCCACCGGCGGCAGCUCGGCCAACGCACACACGCCACCGAGCAGCAAUUUCAUCUGUGACAUACACAACGAGAUGCUGCGCUACGUGUGCGACUAUUGCCGCAAACUCGUCUGCCAAUUCUGCACACUGCACGAACACAAGGAGCACAGCUAUGCGUCCAUACAGAACUUCAUGGUUGGCUCCAAGGAGAAGCUUGAGGGUGCCAUCGAGAGCAGUCAGGUGGGCACACGUUGCAUCAAGAGCAGCAUUGACAAGGCUUUGGCCUUCAUUCGGCUCAUCGAGCGCAACUGCAGCGAGCUCAGCGACAACAUACGCAAAGCCUUCCGACAGUUCAUCAUUGCCAUCGAGGAUCGCGAACGCUUUCUGCUCGACUUCGUGGAGAAGCUGCGUCAGCGUCGACUUGCCAUACUCCACGAUCAAAUGGCCGGCUUGAAGUCAGCACUUGCUGGUCUCUCGGAGACCUCGGAUAUGCUCAGCAAGGUGGCGGACAAUGCCUGCAGCAUGGAUCAAAUUGAGAUUGCCAUGAAACUGACAAAUGGCCAGCGACAGAUGGAACAAUUUGCGGGCAUCUACAAGGAUCUGCAGCCCAAACAGGAGGUCUUUGCCUUUGCGCCACCCGACUACAGUCUGCUGCAGGAUAUUCGCAAUCAAGGCGGCGUGAUUUUGGUCGAUGACAAGAACAUGCCCAUUGUGUCCAGCAGCAAUGGCAUUGUGGCCAACAAUGUGGUCACCGCACCCACAGCAGCCACCGCCAUCGACAUGGGCUUCACCAUGCCUAGCAUGGCCAGCACGGGACCCUUAACGGUCGCCUCCACAACAGUGCGACGUCCGCUGCUGCGCGACAACAGCUUCCGCAUCCCAUCGCCCAUCAUGCAGCCGCGUGGUGGCAGCGCCUGUGGCAUGUCAAGUGCUGCACUCGACUGGGAGCUGAACGGAUUGCGUAGCUCACCGGGUUUGCACUUCAGUGCGCCACGCACCACUCAAGCGAUUCCCGGUUGCAUGGAUCUGGUCAAGGUGCGCAAUUCCAAUUCGCUGUCGCUGUCGUUUGCCACCGAGGGUCAUGAGGAUGGCCAGGUGAGCCGCCCCUGGGGCCUGUGCGUCGAUAAGAUGGGACAUGUGCUAGUCUCCGAUAGACGCAACAAUCGUGUUCAGGUCUUCAAUCCGGAUGGUUCGCUCAAGUUCAAAUUUGGUCGCAAGGGCGUCGGCAAUGGCGAGUUCGAUUUGCCCGCUGGCAUUUGCGUUGAUGUCGACAAUCGCAUCAUUGUCGUGGACAAGGAUAAUCAUCGUGUGCAGAUCUUCACAGCCAGCGGUGUCUUUCUCCUCAAAUUCGGCAGCUAUGGCAAGGAGUAUGGACAGUUCCAGUAUCCCUGGGAUGUGGCUGUCAAUUCGCGUCGUCAGAUUGUGGUCACCGAUUCGCGCAAUCAUCGCAUACAGCAAUUCGAUUCCGAGGGACGCUUCAUACGCCAGAUUGUGUUCGACAACCAUGGCCAAACGAAGGGCAUUGCAUCGCCACGAGGCGUCUGCUAUACACCGACGGGAAACAUCAUUGUAUCCGACUUUGACAACCACUGCUUGUAUCUGAUUGAUCCCGAUAUCAAUGAUAUUCUGUCUGUCAAGGGCCAUGAGGGAUCUGGUUUCCAUGAGUUCAAUCGCCCCUCGGGUCUGUGCUGCGAUGACGAGGGCCGCAUUAUAGUCGCCGAUUCAAAGAAUCAACGCAUACUCGUCUUUAAUCAGAAUCUCGACUUUAUGUGGGAUAUCGAAGUACGUCCAUCCAUCAAUCCGCUAAUGCCGCCAACGUUGGAUGAAAAGGAUCGCACUUGCGAUGUGGCAUUGAUGCCGGAUGGACGCAUCGUAUUCCUCAUAGAGCUGUCGCCGGACUCCAAAGAAGGGUCUAACCCUUAUAAGCGGUUUGUGCAUGUAUUCUAAAUUAGUUUAUAAAGCAAAACAAACACAAAAAAACAAAACACAAAAGGCCAGAUCAAAGAGACAGACGAAGAUGACGACGACGUUUUUUUUAGACCAUUUACAAGCGCUAAAAUGUUUAGCAUAAAAAAAUGAAUCCAAAACAAAAAACAAAAACAGAAACGAAACAAAACAAAACAAAAACAAAAUACGGCAUUAAAAUUAGUGAAAAUUUUUAGCAUAAGUGCUACAACGAUUACCUCGAUAAUGCUUAAGAGUUAUUAAACACGGUUACGAUUUGGUAAUUUACAUAAAUUAUACAUACAUACGAUAUGUAUAUAGAUGCAUAGAUAUACAUGUAUUUAGCGAAUAUACAAGAUGCAACAAGCAACCAACCAACCAACUAGAGAACUUAACAAAAAAACAAAACAAAAAGAAAACAAAAGCAAAAUACCAACAACAGACAACGCGUUCAGUAGAUUUUUAGGCUAGAGAUCCUAGAAAAAAAAAGAAAAGGAAAUGAGGAAAAACUAGAGAAAAAAAAAAAAACAAAACAAAACACUUUAUAUACAAGAAAACGAAAAAAGAAAAAAAGGGAAGGAAACAAAACAGACACACACACACACACAAAGUAUGUACUAGAUGAAAAUAUUAUUACCUGUUAGUUAGACUGAGAGCAGUUUGCUAGCUAAAAGUUGAAAGUGGUAGGAGAGCUACUAGAAAAAACGAUAUAUAAAGAGAGACAGAGGAGAACCACUAAGUUUUGUUUUAUUUGUUCUUUUUUCCUUUUGUAUAUUUGUUGGAUUGUUUUGGAUUCGUUUUCCAUUUUUGACGAGUCACUCAAUUAGAGUUUAUUUUUUUUAACUAUAGUUACAUAUACGUAUAUAGAUAUAUAUAUUUUCCAAUUUUAAUUGUGGUAAUGUCAAAGUUGAUAUAGAUAUAUUUUUUUUAGUAUUGUUUAUUAUGACUAAUUUCUUAUAAUUGAGACUGAGAAAGUGAGUAUGAAACUUUGUAAAAGGUAUAAAUGGUAUAAUUAAUUAAUUAAUUAAUGAAAACACAAAACAAAACAAAAAUGAUGAUGGUAAUUAUAAAUGAAACCCGCUGACUUUUGGUUGAACUCUUUAACGAAGACUGAUUAACUAAACGGCAAUUGUGGAGCCAACUGAAACACCAUAUAUGGUGAGGCCAAAAAAAAAAUUGCAAUGACAUUGAUAAACGUAACGUAACGUAACUUAAAAUAACAUAGUUUAACAUAAACACAACAUACAUAUGUACUAUAUACUCUAUAUGUUAUUAUAUAAAGAAUAUAUGCAUAACUCAGCGCCACAUAAAACAAACAGUCACAACAACAAUUCACAUCAAAUUAUCAUAAUAUGGGCAUAGCUUAAACCGAGUUUAACUGACAUAUACAUACAUACAUACAUA
Drosophila albomicans is the source of this 4957-nucleotide messenger RNA. It is a transcript of the gene wech, whose product is annotated as protein wech. Gene Ontology annotation, molecular function: protein binding; ubiquitin protein ligase activity; zinc ion binding. Bases 1040 to 3556 code for a protein of 838 amino acids. The record is from RefSeq and is a predicted model, not a curated record. NCBI's taxonomy places the organism in Eukaryota, Metazoa, Arthropoda, Insecta, Diptera, Drosophilidae. Gene Ontology annotation, biological process: proteasome-mediated ubiquitin-dependent protein catabolic process; protein polyubiquitination. The transcript is spliced from 6 exons.